UCGAUGCUCGUAGGGCAAAUUAUUACAUGCGAUUUACAUGUAAUAAUGCAUUAUCGGUCUCCGUUUCGUUCUUGUAUGCUAAUCGAAACAUCAAAACAAUAGUAAUUGCCAUUCUUUUUACUUCCUGUAGAAUGAAACGAUUCGCGUACCUGCCUAAUAUUGAAAAUCGAUCGUGUGAGUAUUAAAUAACUAAGUAUUAUUUCGCAAGAGGUACAAGCGAACAGAAGCCGGAUAUGGAUGGUUAUCGUUUCGUUGUAAGAUAAAGGGAGCAAAUGUAAUGGAAGCAAAUGUAUGGAGAGUUGAAAAAAAAAAGAAAAAAGAAAAACAUGUGACUUGCUUGGGUAGGAGGUAAAAUACAGGUGAGGCGUCAGAGGCAUUCGAUACGGAGACUCAAUGGGUGGUGGUUCGAGGUUGAUAAGGUCCGUUGUGUCAACGGCCACGCGACGGGUAGCUCCGCGGAGAAUGUUUGGCGUGUCCCGUGCCCCGCCUUCGGCUUCAAAGAAUAAGAGGGAGUAUGGAUCGUCGAACGAGACCGGAGACAAUACUCGAUCUCGUAUAAAAGCUCGUCGACGACGACGUUUAGAUAGAGCAGAUCGGUCAGAGCAAGCAAAAGCAAGCAAGGAGUUUCCGAUCGAUUCUAUCAACCCUUUCGAUAACCCACCGAAUUCAAUCAGCACGAUGUGUACUCUACUAGCAAGCAUCUUGAUGGCUAUCCUUUCGGCCGUAGCAGCUGCACCUUCGGGUUGGGCACCCGGUGCAGCCCUUGCAGGGCCAAUUCUUGGUGCCGCAGCUCUAGCCGGUCCGGCUCUCGGCCCAGCCGCCCUUUCGGGACCAGUCGUUGGACCCGCUCGAGUAUCCGGAGCAGUCGACGGAGGUGCCGUCGUCACUGGUUCCAUCGCUGGACCCUCUCUAGUUUCUGGUAGCAUCGCCCCUGGCACCGCCGUCGUUGGACCCGCUCUUGGAUGGCCAGCUGCUGCAGCUCAUGCUCCGCUUCUUGGUUUGGGAUGGCCUGGUGCGGUUCUUGCUGGCCCAGCGGCCGGACCCGCUGCCCUUUCCGGGCCCAUUGCUGCACCGGCCCUCAUCGCUGGACCUUCCGGUAGCAUCGCAGCCGGAUCCGCUGGUCUCGGUGGAAUAAUACGUGCUGGCCAUUACUAGUUUCAACCCGGUUAUUCAAGAAUACCCGACGACUAUUGACUGAUCUCCUACGACCCAUGCCAUUUUAAAACCGAACACAUCGUGAUCUCCGCCAUUAUACCGCAAAUACCUCCCUAUCGUUCGAACCUCUUAUAUGUUUUAUGUACAUAACAAACGUUCAUAUAUAAUGCAUAUAUAAUAAAAAUAAAUGCAAAUAUAAUAGUAGAGAAUAAUUUUAAA
Messenger RNA from Vespa crabro (European hornet), 1374 nucleotides. Its product is annotated as tetra-peptide repeat homeobox protein 1-like. Lineage: Eukaryota; Metazoa; Arthropoda; Insecta; Hymenoptera; Vespidae. The record is from RefSeq and is a predicted model, not a curated record. The transcript is spliced from 2 exons. The coding region runs from base 394 to 1155 and encodes 253 amino acids.